AUGUCGUCACAAAAUGAAGCUGCCUACCUGGAUGCCGCGAGAUCGAGCCCUCUCGCAGUCAAGGACGCCCCAGAGCCGGCGCCUCCAUCGUCUAAUCAGCUCAUCAUCAAGGCCAAAGCGAUCGCUGUCAAUCCCAUGGACGCAAUGAUCCAACAAACUGGCAUGAUCGUUCCACCUGAGGCGUACCCAUACAUUCUUGGCUGCGAUGUUGCUGGAGAGGUCGUUGCCGUUGGCUCGUCCGUGGCGAAAGUCAAGCCUGGCGAUCGAGUUCUUGCCUGUGCAGAAAGAGGCUGCUUUCAGAAGUUCAACACCGUUGACCAAAGUCUUGUGACCAAGAUACCCCAGAAUGUCAAGGACACAGAAGCAUGCGUAUUACCCCUUGCUCUGUGCACAGCAGCGGUUACAUUGUUCCAGAAAGAUACGCUGGCCCUCGAUCUACCCCGACUUGAUGCGAGGCCAAAUGGCAAAGUGGUCCUGGCUUGGGGCGGUGCGUCUGCCGUUGGAACCAAUGGAAUCCAAUUGCUGAAGGCAGCAGGCUACGAUGUUGCUGCUGUUGCUGGAAAUCGCAACCACCAGUACUGCAAAGAUCUCGGCGCUGACUAUGUGUUUGAUCACAAGUCGGCAGAUGUCGAGAAGGAGAUCAUCGAGACUCUGAAAGAAAAGUCAUUCGCUGGUGUGGCAUGCUUCAUCAUGUCUAUGGACAUCAUCGCAGCUUGUGCUCGAAUUGCAGAUCAGCUCGGUGACAACCCAAAGAACAAGUUCGUCGGCACAGUACUGGCUCCAGGAAUGAAUUAUCAAGGACCUCUUCCGGACGGCGUGAGCAUCGGCUAUACUUGGGGCGACAGCUUAAAGUAUAACGAAGUCGGGCCUGCGAUCUGGGACAAAUGGUUGACCCCAGCUCUCGCGAACGGAAGCAUGAAAUGUAAGCCAGAUCCAGAGGUUGUGGGAAAGGGCCUGGAGAGUGUACAAGCCGGACUGGACCAAGUUGCUAGCGGAGUGUCUGCGAAGAAGAUCGUGAUUGAGAUUGCGUGA
Zasmidium cellare ATCC 36951 is the source of this 1032-nucleotide messenger RNA. RefSeq lists its product as uncharacterized. Gene Ontology annotation, molecular function: oxidoreductase activity, acting on NAD(P)H. The record is from RefSeq and is a predicted model, not a curated record. NCBI's taxonomy places the organism in Eukaryota, Fungi, Ascomycota, Dothideomycetes, Mycosphaerellales, Mycosphaerellaceae. The transcript has 2 exons. Bases 1 to 1032 code for a protein of 343 amino acids.